AUGUCUUGGUAUUAUGAUUAUGAUUACAGUGGCGAUAUAAUAUUUGACACGCAUGCUGAGCUGAGACGGUCUCUGAAUACUAUGUCUCUCAUUAGUUACUCCCUGGCCUUUGUUCUUGGUGUGCUCGGGAAUGGAGUGGUUAUCUGUGUGACCGGGUUCAAGAUGAAGAAAACAGUUCACACAGUUUGGUUCCUCAACCUCGCUGUGGCCGACUUCCUCUUCACAGGAUUUCUGCCCCUGAAUGCGGCGUACCUGGCUUUGGAUUUUCACUGGCCUUUUGGCGAGUUCAUGUGCAAACUGAGCAGCACGUUAAUCUCCCUGAACAUGUUUGCCAGUGUCUACAUUCUGAUGAUGAUCAGUGUGGACAGAUGUGUGUCUGUAUUGUGGCCAGUCUGGGCCCAGAACCACAGAAGUGUGCAGAAGGCAUCUUAUGUGAGUCUGAGUGUGUGGAUACUGGCUCUGAUUCUCAGCUCUCGAAUUUUCAUCUUCAACUGCACUGGGUCAUCAUAUCUCCAUGAUGACAGCAUCACCAGCCGCAAACACUUUGCCCUCUAUAAUUACUAUACAACACCUUCUGUGAAUCAGCUGCAGGCGAUGACCAUCACCUUCCUCCUGGCCAUUUUCAGGAGUUGCCUGAACCCACUGCUGUAUGUGCUUGUCGGCCAAGAUUGUAAGAAAAGGGUCUGUAAAUCCAUCCUGAGUGCAAUGGAGACAGCCUUCCAGGAAGAUGUUUCUGACUCUCACACUGAGUCAGUGGACACCAGGCAGAGCACUGAGAUGUCAGCUCUUAAUACUGACGUAUAAGGCUGUCAGUGACACGAAGAAACAAAUAAACGGUCCAAGUGACUUUCACAAAUAUAACUGAAUGUAAAAUAUUUUCUUUUAGUUUUUCUUCUUCUUUUUUUUUAAUACAUUUUCUCCUUCAUAUUAUCUGAGAUUGAAACAUUUCAACCUGAGACAGUUUGACUGAUGUGAACUGAUGUUUUAAUCUAAAUGGAGGAUUUCAUGAAUGGCUACGUGUCUGUAUUUAAUCCUGUAAAGCAAAUGCUACUCUAGAUCUAUGUGGUCUGGAGUCUUAGACUAAGAAGAUAUUUAAAAUGACAUUUUCAAAGAGAACCCAGCAAUAAUUUUAAAACAGGUGUGACAUUACAUGGUUUAAUAUGUGCAACACAAGCAA
Molecule: messenger RNA, 1177 nt
Organism: Epinephelus lanceolatus (giant grouper)
Lineage: Eukaryota; Metazoa; Chordata; Actinopteri; Perciformes; Serranidae
Source: RefSeq, a predicted model, not a curated record